AUGGAAUUAGGUAUAUCUACCUUUACAUGCUUAAAGUUUGCUGUCUAUGUUGAUAACGACUAUCACUUGGAUUCAUUAGGACUCGUACAACUACCACUUAAAAAACCAAAACCUAAACAAAUUGCUAGUAAUAUAAGGGUGGUGAUUGAUUUGUCUUUCGAUUCGUUGAUGACUGACAUGGAAAUUACAUCCGUAUCUUCACAAUUGACUCGUUGUUAUGCUGCCAAUCGGUCUACUUCGCGUCCUGUAAAUUUAUUUUUUACUUCAUAUGGUCAACGAAUUCAAAAUCGUUUCGAUACAAAAAUCCAGAGUCAUAUAAAUUGGAAAGAUGUGAUAUUUGAUACUAAGUCAUAUUUAGAACGUUUCGAUAAAAAUGAUUUGGUAUAUUUGACUGCUGAUGCUACCGAUGUGAUAGAUGAAUUAAAUGAAAAUAAAGUUUACAUAAUUGGUGGAAUAGUUGAUAAGAAUAGACAUAAAAAUCUCUGUUACGAUAAGGCAAAAGAAGAAAAUAUUGCAACUGCUCAAUUGCCCAUCGAAAAUUGUAUUAAAUUGACUACAAGGAAGGUGCUCGCAAUUAAUCAUGUAUUCGAAAUCCUCGUCCGAUGGUUAGAAUGUAAAGAUUGGCAAAAAGCUUUUCUGGAAGUGAUACCUCAGAGGAAAUUCAAUGAUGAAGGAAAGAAAAAAAGGAGAAUAAGAAAAAAUGCCGGUACGAUUGACUUAAAGGAUGAUAUUCCAGAUACCGUGCAAGAUGGUCUCGCGAAAGAAUAUGAACCUUCAGAACAGAUGUAA
Cetraspora pellucida is the source of this 789-nucleotide messenger RNA. NCBI's taxonomy places the organism in Eukaryota, Fungi, Glomeromycota, Glomeromycetes, Diversisporales, Gigasporaceae. The record is from the annotation of a GenBank genome assembly.